Osmia lignaria (orchard mason bee) is the source of this 1508-nucleotide messenger RNA. RefSeq names its product transcriptional adapter 1. The record is from RefSeq and is a predicted model, not a curated record. Gene Ontology annotation, cellular component: SAGA complex. NCBI's taxonomy places the organism in Eukaryota, Metazoa, Arthropoda, Insecta, Hymenoptera, Megachilidae. Gene Ontology annotation, biological process: regulation of transcription by RNA polymerase II. Gene Ontology annotation, molecular function: transcription coactivator activity.
UCCUGUAAUUUUACAAAUCAAUAUUUCAAAUAUAUAAGAACAAUAUCAUACCAAUGAAGAUUGUGCCAAAAUAUAGAGUAAUGAACAACACAUCACCAUGGUGUAAGAGAAAAGAAAAAAAAAUAUUAACGGUAGCAAACACACAAUUUUACCCCUGGUGGGACUCGAACCCACAAUCCCCGGUUUAGGAGACCGAUGCCUUAUCCAUUAGGCCACAGGGGCAGCUGAAUUCCAAGAUGGGGCGAUACGUAUACAUACGACAAAGUAAGAAAUCAAAAGAAACCUCUUACAUCAAGCAUAGGUAUCGCGGCUGAAUACAAACGAUGUGUACGGGCGCAGAAUCGACACCUCGACUGGAUAUAUGCAACGUUUAAAUGCCUAGAAUCGACACCUCGGCGGAUAUAUGCGACGUCUGGGUCCCAAUGUUUGUUGCAUAUAUCCAGCUUUUACUGUAUACUGCUAAAUAUAAGACCACUAAAUAUGCUGCUCGGUGUCACAACACGCUUGCAUAAACGAAGCCUGCUUGAGCCAAUUGGAGUUAACAUGCGCAGAACGAACGAAAACUCGUAGCAUGACAGGUAUUUUGAAAAAAUGAAGCUAUGGUUUCAAAUGAAGACCACAAAAGAAGAAUUUGAUUGUGAGGCAAGGAAUAUUAUGACAGAGGAUCAAGUUCAUCUUCACAAUGAGUUUCUUCUUUGCCUGUUCAAUAAAGUUAGAGGUUUAGCUGCUGCUGCACCUAUUCGUAAAAUAGACAGAGAGAAAGCUAUAAAAGAAAAGAGGCUAAGAUUAAAACGUAAAUACAAAACUGAUAAGUCAAAUUUUGAGCCUGCAGAUAUAUAUGUUGAGGUUUUGAGCCAAACUUCAUCACCUGUUGGGGAUGAACCUAUUGGAGCAAAUCGCUCUAGUGCCCAAGAACUCGUGUUGCCAGAUAGAACUUUUGUUUUAGCAAGAUUAAUGCUGGCAGCAUGGGAAAAUAAUAUGGAUGGAGCAGAAGAGAAUACUGCCCACAUAGUUAUAGCUGCCACACAAAUCUUUUUAAAAAAUAUACUUACAGCAAUAUUUACAAGAAGAAAGGGGUAUGCUGUAAGGGAUGGCUCUUUUAUUUAUAAUAUCGGAGAACCAGUACCUAGUUCAUGGAAAAGAAACUCUAUUCACAUAUCCCGUCCAUCGGACUAUAAUGUUACAGAAAUGGUAGAUCCUUAUGGUCAAGUACCUACAAUCAAACCAAAUUUUGAAGAAGCAGAACAAGCAACAGCAUUUGCUUAUGCAUGUUCUUCUCAAACUAUUCCCCCUCCAUUAAAACCUGUUAAUACAGCUGAUUUACAAUAUACGCUGAAGAUAUACAAAAAUCUUGUCAAUAGCCAUACUAUUUAUGCUACUAACAUGGAACGUUUAUUUACAUACGCAACGCAUCAGACAUGGGAAGAUCUAGAAGCUAAAAAAUUAUUAAACUAUCAACCUGCAACAUAGUUAAUUAUUUCUGUAAAUAAAUAACAAUUUAAGGUGAA